AUGCCCGUACCCAGGGAAGACUACAUUAGUGACUCCUGGAAGGAGGGCAUAUUCACAAACAAGGUUGUCUUCUGUACAGGUGGCGCGGGAAACAUCUGCAGCGCCCAAGUGCGUGCCCUCGUUCAUCUAGGCGCGGAUGCAUGCAUUGUCGGCCGCAACGUCGAGAAGACAGAGACAGUAGCCAAGGACAUUGCCACCGCGCGUCCCGGCGCGAAGGUCAUCGGCAUCGGUGCCGUCGAUGUCCGCAAGUACGAUGAUCUGAAGGAUGCGGUCGAUCGCUGCGUUAAGGAGCUCGGCGCGAUCGACUAUGUCAUCGCCGGCGCGGCUGGUAACUUCCUCGCCUCUAUCCAGCAGCUAUCCGUGAAUGCGUUCAAGUCGGUCAUUGAUAUUGAUGUGCUGGGGUCCUACAAUACCCUGAAAGCGACGCUACCUUAUCUCAUUGAAUCAGCGAAGAAGCACAGAGUAGAUUCGGAGACCCUGCGUCCCUCCCCGCUAGGCACUGGUGGUCGUAUCAUCUUCGUGAGUGCCACAAUCCACUACAGAGCGAUACCUUUCCAAGCGCACGUCGCCGUAGCCAAGGCCGGAAUUGAUGCUCUGUCGCACACGGUGUCGAUUGAGUAUGGUCCGCUCGGCGUCACCUCAAAUAUCAUCGCCCCGGGGCCAAUCUCUUCCACAGAGGGCCUCGAUCGUCUUCUUCCCUCGGAUGCCAUGCAAUCCUACAUCAAGUCCCAGCCUCUAGGCCGAUUCGGCUCCGUCCGCGAUAUCGCUGACGCUACUGUCUAUCUGUUCUCGAACACGGGUAGCUACGUCAGUGGACAGAUCCUAGUGGUCGACGGAGCAAGCUGGCGCAUGUCCGCCGGCGGCGCGGCGCAGGGCCAACUCCAGUAUCCGGAUUUCCUCCUGUCCGGCGAAACAGUCCAGAAAGUCAAGGGGCAGAAGAAGUCCAAGCUCUAA
Messenger RNA from Aspergillus clavatus NRRL 1, 954 nucleotides. RefSeq names its product SDR family oxidoreductase. The record is from RefSeq and is a predicted model, not a curated record. NCBI's taxonomy places the organism in Eukaryota, Fungi, Ascomycota, Eurotiomycetes, Eurotiales, Aspergillaceae. The coding region runs from base 1 to 954 and encodes 317 amino acids. Gene Ontology annotation, biological process: fatty acid catabolic process. The transcript is spliced from 6 exons. Gene Ontology annotation, molecular function: 2,4-dienoyl-CoA reductase (NADPH) activity.